Molecule: messenger RNA, 1557 nt
Organism: Prorocentrum cordatum
Lineage: Eukaryota; Dinophyceae; Prorocentrales; Prorocentraceae
Source: the annotation of a GenBank genome assembly
CUGGUGAUCUUCAACGUUCACAAUCACGGCUUGACCAAGGGUGAGGUACAAUCUGUCUGUGAGCAGAUCGGUUGUGCUCUGCGUCGCGCUGCUGAUAACCCCCUCUCGUACUUUGUGGUUGUCUUGGGGGACCUCAACUACAGUUUUGAUUCUUCUCUUAUCUUUCACCGACCUACUGGUGUGCAGCGGCAGCAGACCCAUGAUCAUAAGGUUCAUGCUCCGCUUUGGGCUGCUACACUUGGCAAGAUGAUGGAAGUUAACUCGGAAGCGGCUACCCACUUCUGCAAGUUCACCAAUUCCAUCAACAUCAUCGACCGCUUCUUCUGCUCUGCCACAGGCUGGAUGAUGUGUCAGCUCAUGACCGAGGUCAACGCGGUGGACACGCCAGAGCACCUGAGCUCCCAGGGCAUCUCUGAUCAUGCUGCUCUUUCGGUUCGGCUGCGACUUCGUGGUGCGCGUCCUGCCUCUGAGCGGCCCAUACCCAAGCACAUCUUCACCUCUGUUGCCUUUCAGCGCCGACUCCGAGGAAUGGUUGCUGUUAGUGAUGAGGAUUUGCUUCGAUGGAGUCCACCUGUGGCCACAGAGCACUAUAAGUACAUGAUGAAGGAGGCCGCCAGGGAGGCCCGCAACAUCCUCUUCUAUUCGGCCCCAGACUUGCCUGGGACGCUGCAGCUGGUUGCUCGUGGGAUAGCGCGAGCUGUGUGGCGUCAAGAUGCUGCCCUCGCCCUCAAGCUCAUCGAGACCUCCCAGCACGCCGCCGACGCUCUGACGGUCGACGGCCAGGUCGUCUCGCUGCGCCACGCCCCGUCCUUCGAGCAGUGGGCUGCUGGAGUUCGGGAGCGCACUGCGGCCCUGGCGGCCUACUGGACCCCUGUCUUCUCCAGGAAAGAGCCCCACCCUGUCAUGACCCAGAUGUACCUCGACAGGUUCCUCACCAAGGCCUCCGACAUAGACCUGCGCUGUCCUCUGACCUCAAUGUUUCGGAAGGUUCUUCGGCGUGCCCGUCACUCUGCUCCUGGUGUCGACGGGCUGCCCUACGCGGCCUGGUCGGCGUGCGACUAUGGCGCCCAGCACCUGGCCAGAAUGUUCGGGUGGCUAUGCCAAGGUCAGUCGUUGUUCGCCUCCGCCAGCGUCACCCUCCAGGUUCUUGCUUUCGUGGGAUGGAUGUAUUUGGCAGUGGAAGGUGUGGUCCAUGAUGGGGGACGCUACGCGACCAUCUUCUGGAUCCGCUCGGGCAUCAUCCAGGGCUGUGGUCUCUCGGGGUCUUUAUAUGCUCUCGCCUCCUCUCCCAUGCUGGCCGACCUCGAGCGGAGCAUCGAGCAUCGUCGGCUGGGGAUAUGCCGUGCUUGUGCCGAUGAUCUAGGCGCUGUCCUGUAUGAGCUGGCCUCUCUGCGUAUCCUGGUGCGGGUCCUUGGGGUCAUGGAAAAGAUUGCGGGCCUCAAGAUUAAGAUCAGCAAGUGCACCCUGGCCCCUCUCGUAGGCGGCAUGACCGAAACCCUGAAAACUAUGACCCAGGCCCAGCUGGCCUCGAUCGCGGGUGCCUGGUCAGGCUUUGCU